Messenger RNA from Callithrix jacchus (white-tufted-ear marmoset), 9162 nucleotides. RefSeq names its product eukaryotic elongation factor, selenocysteine-tRNA specific (gene EEFSEC). The record is from RefSeq and is a predicted model, not a curated record. Gene Ontology annotation, molecular function: GTP binding; translation elongation factor activity; GTPase activity. Lineage: Eukaryota; Metazoa; Chordata; Mammalia; Primates; Cebidae. Gene Ontology annotation, biological process: selenocysteine incorporation.
CCCGCGGGCCUCUGGAGGGCGGAAGCUUCGGGGCCGGAACGGGUGUGCCCGGCGCGCCUGUUGCUGGGGGGGGCAGUUUAACCCGCCGGACCGUGGCGACUACCGAGGGAGGUGAGGGGCGGGCCGGGCCGGUGUCUUAGGCGGUGGCGGCAUGGCAGGGCGGAGAGUGAACGUGAACGUGGGUGUGCUGGGCCACAUCGACAGCGGCAAGACGGCGCUGGCGCGGGCGCUGAGCACCACAGCCUCUACUGCCGCCUUCGACAAACAGCCGCAGAGCCGCGAGCGCGGCAUCACGCUCGACCUGGGCUUCUCGUGCUUCUCGGUGCCGCUGCCCGCGCGCCUGCGAUCCGCUCUGCCCGAGUUCCAGGCAGCGCCCGAAGCCGAUCCCGAGCCCGGAGAGCCAUUGCUUCAGGUCACGCUGGUCGAUUGUCCCGGGCACGCCUCCCUCAUCCGGACCAUCAUCGGCGGGGCCCAGAUCAUUGAUCUGAUGAUGCUGGUCAUUGAUGUGACCAAGGGGAUGCAGACGCAGUCCGCAGAAUGCCUUGUGAUCGGCCAGAUUGCCUGCCAGAAGCUCGUCGUGGUGCUGAACAAAAUAGACCUCUUAGCUGAAGGAAGGAGACAGGCAACAAUUGAUAAAAUGACCAAGAAAAUGCAGAAGACCCUAGAGAACACCAAGUUCCGAGGUGCACCGAUUAUACCCGUGGCAGCCAAGCCGGGGGGACCAGAGGCCCCUGAAACUGAAGCUCCACAGGGCAUUCCAGAACUAAUUGAGCUCCUGACGUCCCAGAUUUCCAUCCCAACAAGAGACCCCUCAGGACCGUUCCUCAUGUCUGUGGACCACUGUUUCUCCAUCAAAGGCCAAGGCACUGUGAUGACAGGGACCAUCCUCUCAGGCUCCAUCAGCCUCGGUGAUAGUGUGGAGAUUCCUGCCCUCAAGGUGGUGAAGAAGGUGAAAUCCAUGCAGAUGUUCCACAUGCCCAUCACUUCAGCCAUGCAAGGAGACCGGCUGGGCAUCUGUGUCACCCAGUUUGACCCCAAGCUGCUGGAGCGCGGGUUGGUGUGUGCCCCAGAGUCCCUGCACACUGUCCACGCAGCCCUUAUCUCUGUGGAAAAGAUACCAUAUUUUCGGGGGCCCCUGCAGACCAAGGCCAAGUUCCACAUUACAGUGGGCCAUGAGACGGUCAUGGGCAAGUUGAUGUUCUUCACCCCUGCUCCAGAUAACUUUGACCAGGAACCUAUACUGGACUCCUUUGACUUCACUCAAGAAUACCUCUUCCAGGAGCAGUACUUGUACAAGGAUUUGGCAUCAGCAGUGACAGACAAUGAUGAGGCCGACAAGAAGGCUGGCCAGGCCACAGAGGGCCUUUGCCCUCGGCAGCAGUGGGCCCUGGUGGAGUUUGAGAAGCCCGUCACCUGCCCUCGGCUAUGCCUGGUGAUUGGCUCCAGGCUAGAUGCGGAUAUUCAUUCCAACACGUGCCGGCUGGCCUUCCAUGGCAUCCUGCUACAUGGGCUGGAGGACAGGAACUAUGCCGACAGCUUCCUGCCCAGACUAAAGGUGUACAAGCUGAAGCACAAGCAUGGCCUCGUGGAGCGGGCAAUGGAUGACUACAGUGUGAUCGGCCGCUCCCUGUUCAAAAAGGAGACCAACAUCCAGCUCUUUCUGGGGCUCAAGGUGCACCUGUCCACUGGGGAACUGGGCAUCAUCGACAGUGCCUUCGGCCAGAGCGGCAAGUUCAAGAUCCACAUCCCAGGGUUUUUUGCUGCUGUCAUGGGUCUGCAUGCAAGUGGUUUGCAUCCAAGUUUCCCUCUCCCUCAAGAUGCCUGUGAGAACAAAAAGAGGAGAAAGCUCUGCAUUUGAUCAGAGGUUCCUUUUUUCAUCGGGCCCAGCUUCCUCCCAGCCGAGUGGAACUCCUGCCAUCCUCCCUCAUAAGGUAUCAUGGCCAUGCAAUGAGAUGGUGUCUGUCCAGUGCACACCGCAGCAUACCCAGACUGGUCAGCAUCCAGGAACAAGGCCCUGUGGAGGUCUCAGCCUUGGGUGGAGCUUAGUUAGCUCCAAGCUGAUGGAGAUACAAUGAUAUGGCACCCUCAGCCAGGGUUUGAGGGUGAUCUGUCAUGGCCAUGAUCAGAAUGGCAGUGGCCUCUCUUUACAAGCGCUUCCUGGAGACAGCUGGGCCAUAUUUCUUAUUCCCACCAUCCCUCACCCCAACUGAAGAAGAAACCAAAGCUCAGAGCAAGCCAGUCAGGCUGCUGUAUCACCAAGCCUGGUGUCCAAACCCCAGCCAUGGGCACACAGCUCAGGCUCCGACAGCACCACUGUCAUCUCUGCCUGCCCUGCAGGUGUCAAGGCAGACCUGCCUUCCCUAGGCACAGUCACUGUCCUCUACAGUGACCCAAGACAGCUCGAUCACCAUUCCAGCCAAACAGAAUCUGCUGAAGGAAUGGCCCUGCCCCCUAGGGGGUCCCUCAUUCUAGGGGCACGUGUGUGUCUACGUGUGGGUCGUGUAUGUGUGCACGUCAUGGACCAGGCCUGGCUUACCAACAGUACAGGCAGAGAGUGGCAGCCAGCAGUGCCAGCGGAGAAGAGAGACAGCCCCUUCCUCUAGCUCCAGCUACCUGGAGAGGAACCUGGGCUUCUCCAACUACGGGCAAGGACAUGAUCACUUCUCUGCCACUGCCUGUCUAUGUGGCCUUGGACACGUCAAUUUGUAUCCCCGGGCCUCCACUUCCCCCUCUGAAUGAUGGAUUGGAUAAUGUACCCUCCGCACAUGAGUUGAGGCAUAGAAAGUACUUUUCUGAUCCUUCCUACACCAAGCCCUAUACCAAGCACUGGGACACACUGUCAAACGGGAUCCAGUCUCUGCCCUCCCGAAGCCCCCAUCCAUGCACACAGCUGCUGAGAGUUGGGACUGUUUCCUGAGGGUGGAUGGCCUAGUGGGCUAUGGUGCUGUGAGGGAUUUGAGCUCAGGCCCACCACAUUCUUGCUGUGUUAACUUGGGCAAGUUCCUGAAUAUCUCUGUGCUUCAGUUUCCUGGUGUGUGAAUAGCCUGGUUUUGAACUGAGGCAUGCUGUUUUCUGUGGAGCAUGUGAAAUGGUGCAGUGAACCAUUUUUGUAAAGGUGCAGUGAACGUUAGCUGUGAUUGCUACUGGGCUUCUUUCUGUGGUUGUUGAGAACUGGCUGGUGCCCAUUUUGGGGCAUUUUGGGCCAGACCUCCCUCACACAACAUGGUCUUUUCUCUGUCAGGCCACCCUCUCAGCCAUCUGGGCUGCUUUCAGUGCCAGUCUCCACAGUGGCAAGGCCUCGCAGCCCACAGUUCUGGUUGUCAGUGGUCCCCCAACUGGCAAAUACAGCACUGGCACCCUGAGCCUCCACCCUGGAAGUGUCUGGAGACAAGGCCCUACCUGGCCCAGCCCCACUCCCUUGGGCCUGGGAGAUGUCAGGUGGUAAGAAACAUCUCCCAGGUAGUCAGAGGAGGUGAUCCCACACCCUUGCCUCUUGCCAUCCUUCCUCCUUCCACAGGAGAUGGCUGCAACCCCUGCCCCCACCUCCUGUGGCACUGCCCUCCAGGCUGCUGUAUUCCCUGUAGCCAGACUCCCAGGCCUGUGGCAAGGUGGACAGCUUCGUGAAGCUGGGACCUGGAUGCAAAUCGCUGCUCCCUGGCUUACCAGCUAUGUGACCCCAGGCAGCUAUCACGCCUGCCUAUAAAGUGACUUAUAGGACAUCCUGAGGCUGCAAUAAAAUUGGGAGGCAUGUGGAGGAGGCUGCUAGAUAGGCAGUCGCUAUGAGGGUGGCAGUGGUAGCAUCAGAGGGGACCUCUGGCCAAGCCCCGUCCUACCUGCCAGCCUGUAGAGCCCAGCUUGCCCAGGGCUGCAGUCCAGUAUCCUCCCCAUCUAGACACUUGUCAAACCUCAGCCCCACCCAAGGCAAGCCAAAAGGGUCCCCAGAAGCACAGCUGCCCAGGCUCACCUUCUGCCACUGAGGCUGCUCAGCUCCAGCCCAGGGGCAGACCUGCUGCCCAGCUGACCCCUACUCAUUAAGUACAUGGCUUAUUCUCUCUGGACAGAGGAGUUGGGCAUCCAUCCAGCUGCCCUGGCCCAUGCAUGAGGGGCAUGAGCCCCAGGAGAAGGGGCUAGGCCCAGGCCUCCCCACUGAUUCCUCCUCCCAGUUCUGGGCAGGCAGGCUCACUACCUACAGGGAUGUUGACAGGAGAGUCUGUGCAGUUCAAUUCUCUCACCUCUGCCACUGGCCCAGCUGGCAGGUGGUCGGCAGACCUGCUUACCCUCCAGCCUCUGUGCACUGACAGGACCCUGUGGAGGCUGCCAGGCUGGAGGAAGGUGAUGAACCCAGAAGGUGGGCGGGGGAGCUCUGACCCCAUUGGCAGAUGAGGUGGGGUGCGUGAGGGCUGCGGUCACCAAUGCUGCCCCUUCCUGUCAUUGCUGGGCUGCUGCAGACCCUAACUAUCUCUGGGGACAUCAGAUCUGUACUCAGGGUAGAGUGUGGAGGGCCUUGGCCCUAGGGGAAGGCUGGGCAGCCAUCAGAGAAGGCUAAGCCAAGAUGCUACAGAGCCUCGUGUUCAGGGAGCCAAGGGAGACAGAAGUGUGUGAGGUAGACAAGUGUCAUGGGUUCCCCAGGCUGAGGGAGCACUAGUCCCGAGGCUGGGGCAGUGCUGAGAUAGGAGAGGAGUGUGUGGUAAGGACAUGCAGGCUGUAGGGGCAGCUCCUGGGGGGAAUUUGGACCCUGGCUGAAUGGUUGUGAGGGGCUGAAGAGGUCUUCAGUGAGCAGCUGAACUGAGAGGAAUGUUGCGUUUUUGCCCUAGAAGAAUCUCUGGCAACAGCACUAAGGACAGGCUGGUGGGGGAGGGGCCUGGCUGCUCAUGCACAGGAGCCCCAUGUCCAUGCCCUGGGGUAAGGACCUUCUCCUGCUGGGUCUGGAUGGGCACCUAGAGCAGGGGCCUCCAAGGAGUCUGCAGCAAACCACCCGCUGAGCUGUCCCAAGAGGCUGGGCAGGCACUCCACUCACAGCUGUGUGAGCCCUAGCCUGAGCUUCUAGCCUGCACAGCAAGGAGGGUAACCCUUGGGCUGCUCUGCGAACACACCUCACAGUGGCCUCACAGCCAUUCCACAGGGUUCCAGAAGGGUAGGCUGAGAUUCCCGCUCUGGUGAGGGACAGGGCCAGCCCUGCAGCAGCAGCCCCUCCAGGAGGCAGCUAGUGCAGCCGGUCCCAGAGGGACUGAGAAUUUAGGACAACAAACUUUCCUCCCCAGAGGCUGCCACUCCCUAUAUAAUUGAGUAUCAGAGCCAGGUUAUUUUCUGCCUAUUUUAGAACGGAUUUAUUUUUUGCCUUAAAAAAAAAACCUUCCUUCCACAUAAUGCACCGGUGUUCCCUCCCCACACACCCCAAUCUCCACAGCUUUGACUGCAUUAUAAUUUCAAUUUACGUGGUGUGGGAAAGAUUUCUGCAAAGGGCCCUUUUUUGUUUUUGAAGAAUUCAUCAUUGCUGCUAAGAAGCUUAAUAUAAAUUAAAGGAGGAAUUAGGCAACAUUAAGACAUCAAAAUGGGGGUGCGGGGCGCUGGUUGCCUCCGCUUCCGCCCAAUCAAAGGGGCGCACGAGCCCGUUGAGUGUGCGCUGGAGAGCCUCAGAAAGAGCGAGGCUCCAGCGAAGGGCCCGCUCCGCCGCCUGCCUCCCCCUAAUUCCUUUUGUUGCAGGGACAGCGGAGUACAGGUCUGAUAAAAACUUAAUCACCUUAUCUUUUUAAAGCAAAUUGCAUCUUUGUUUACAUACGGGAUCCAUAGCAGGGAGAGAAGGAGAGAAAACCAAGGAGCAGGCCCGCCCCAGCCAGCGACGUUCAAGGCUUUAUAUCCCUAGGAAAACACAGAAGAGCCCAGCCUGACAAAGGUGGCUGGAAGAUUGCAGAGUCACUGUCACUGCUCACAGAGGAGACUGGUGUCAGGACUGUCCCCUCUCAGGGAGCACUCACACUGGCUCUCUCUGCCUACCUGGCCCUCCCUAGCCUUGCCAGGCCUGUCCUCCUGGGCCUCUCUGUCCCCAGCUGGGUCUGUCAGAGCUAAGCCCUCAUCUCCUCUGUCCAUCCUCUGGGCCCAGACUGCCCUGGCCUGCCAGCAGGCAGAGGGGUCUGCAUUCAGACUCAGCUGCACCACAACUGCCAGGAAGCCAGGGCAAGUCAUUGCACCUCCAUGAUGGGGGUGUUGAUGUCAAUCAUAGCCUCCAUUUGUUUCAGAUGUGACCACCAGGCCUCAUGUUGGGGCCACUUCCACCCUUGCCAGUUUCCCCCUUCUUUCUGCCUUCCCACCCCUGGCCUCAGAGGCAGCUCCUGUUUGGCCAGGCCUGCUUCCAGCCCAGCCCUGACUUAGAGGUUUCAUGGGGCACUGUGCCACCCACACAAUUCCAUGACCAACUGUGGCCAGUGCAGGUCUGCUUCCUGUUGAGGGGCAGAACUCUGUCCCAGCUGCCCUGUGGCCCCUGCUGACGGGGAUGGCCUUGCUAGGCAGCCCCUCCUGUUCCUGGAGUCCAGUAUCCAGUCCAGCCCCAAGCCUAGCUGAAUCCAAGGCCCUCUGUGGCCAUCCAGUCUGGCCAUCCCAUAUGUCAGCCCCAUCACAGUCCAUCCAGGCAUAUCCCUCUGAGCUCCUAGCUGUCAGUGAUCACUAGGAUGCUGACCCCAGAGAGAGUCCCUGCCCCUGGCUCGGGCUGUCUUCCAACCCUCUCCAAAGCUGCUUGUUAACAGCAAUGGGUAGUGCUAGAGUGACUAGAGUGGCCCCAACCCCACAGGGCCACCAAGGGGGCCAGUGACCCCAGGCUGCUUGCAAGGGUUCAGUUCCCACUGGGACAUGCAAGCCACCCACCAGCAUGGAGACCCCUCUUCCAGUCUGGCCUCCAACAUGAAAGCGACGCCAGCAAUUGGAGGCAAUUUGCCGGCCUUUGAUGGCCGUGUCAGGGCAGCACCGUGGCCAGGGCUUGGGAAACAGUUUUGCUUCCCGCAUUCUUCCCUGAUUACCCCAGCCUGAGCCAGGACCCAGCAGCCUGCAGCCCAUUGUGCCUUUGUGUGAAGUUGGCGCUUUGUGAGAAAGGGCCAGCCUGGCCCUGGGAGAGUGUCCCCAUGGGAAGCCAAGAGGAGCAGUGUUGCCCUCAGGGUCAUGGCCACCCACCCCUGCUGCAUCCUGGGGUUUGAGUUUGUCAGUGGGUAGAGCAGGGCCGCAGGCUCUGAGAAUCCUGAGGUUUGGGAAAAGGGAGACCCUGUUGAAUGACCAACACAUGUGUAGCACACACACCCUAGCCCGCCCUGCCAGGUAGAGAGCCACACUUCAGCACAUCGGAGAGGGGCCAGGGGGCCAGGCCAGCCUGGGACCUGAACCUGGACUUCUUACUCCCUUGGGUCACUCAAGUGCAGAUAGGUGUUUUCUGGUCCUGGAGGCAGGGGCCCUGCUCUGCUGAGGCAUUUUUCUUCCCUCUGCUGUCCUGCACCCCUGCUGUGAGUGCUUGUGAGGAUGAAUCCAUACUCAUUCCCUUUGUUUUCAUCCAGCAGACCUCCCUGAGCCCCUGUGCUAGGCUCUGCAUGCAACCUGAGAAAGGCACACUUUCACAGGCCACUGGGGAAGGCAAGCACAUAAGGCAAUGACAGCCACAGUGGUGCUGGGCAGGGCGCCCAGGAGAAGCUUACUCAGCCAGGCAGCUGAGGGGUGCCUUCCUAAGGGGCAGAGUAAGAGCACGGCAGGCAGAAGGAACUUCAUGUUCCAAGGCCCUGCACAGCUUCUCAUAGCUGAAGUAUGGUACGUGAUGGGGUCAGAGAGGGAGGAGGGGUGAGGCUGAGAGAGGCCAGAAAGAGAAUGGACGCUUCUGUUGGUGGAGCCAAGUCUAGAUGGCUGACCCAGGCCCUAGAGCAAUCCUUGGGACAGCCAGGCGGGAUAAGGGAGGAGGCUACAAGACAGAGCUGGAGGAGGGUGGACUCCUGCGCCCACACCUCCCAGUCACUGCUUUUGUUGUAAGCAACAGCAGUGUGGGGACCUUGAAUUUCCAGCAGCCAUGAAGGAGCCAUGAGCAUCACCACCCCUACCAUACCUCUUGUCCCUGUCCUUCCUGGGCAAAGCCAGAAUGUGGCAGAGACAUCACCAUGGGCCUAGAGGUGUCAGUAAGCUUCCUGGCCUCCCCUCCCCUCCCUGGCCCCUUUGUGCCAUAGAUUGAGCAGGUUCCAGCCAGAUUGCACCGGUAGGCACCGUGCCUUCUCUGGGCUCCCAUCUGGAUGCCAGAGACCACAGUGAGGGGGGUCCUGUAAUAGACAUCCCUUGUGAGUAACCCAGGGUCACAGUAGAAGCCUUGGGAAAUACAUAAAAGAAGAAAGAAGGAACAGUGCUUGCAAAGCCAAAUGGAGAGUCUUGCGGUCUCUUUUUCCUUCAUCCCAGGGCUGCAGCAGAACUCUUCCAAAAAUUUUGACUGCUACAUUUUUUUUGAAUCAACAUUAUAACAGAAGUCUUUGAGUACCUUGAAACUCUUCUCAGGUAUCACUUUUAGUCCCACAGAACAUUUUUGCUGCAGCAAAUAGAUACUGGAUGGGUCUGGACAGGCCUCCCUUGGUCUUACAGGCCCUUUGUAGCUCUCAAAACUGUGUAGCUCCCUUAGUGGGUAAGCACACAGCCUUUGGAAUCAGAUAGCCUGGUGUUCCUGCUCCGCCUCUAAAUAGCUGUGUGACCCUGGGCAAGCUACCCGCUCUUCUGUGCCUUAGUUUCCUCGACACAGUGUUCCGAGGAUUAAGUACCUCCAUGCUGUGAUGACAUCUUUAUGUACGAAUCUUCAGACCGCUUGUUUGGACUGAAUUCCUAGAAGUGCCUUUCUUAGUUCACACUGUGACCAUCUGGGGACCUUGUCCCUCCCAGGUUGUCACCAGCCAGUGCUUAAACAGUUGCCCUUCGGGUUCUUGGCAAACCAGAGCAGUUUGCCCUGGGCCCCAGCGGGGUCUCCUCCAAUACUUAAUCGUUGAGUGUUCUCUGAGUGCCCACCGUUCAGCAGCGAUUGCUCCAGGUGUUAGGGUUACAACAGUGAAUAGACAAAACUCCCUGCCAGGGCGGAGCUUGCCAUUUUAGUAGAAGCAGACAACCAACACCAAAAUAGACUUUAUAGAGGAUGUUAGAAGAAUAAGAGCUAUAGGAAAAGUA